AUGGGGGGCAAGACUGGAAACAAGGCUGGCUACUUCGACAAGCUCAAGGGCUUGCUCGAAGAGUACAGGUCCGUAUUCGUCGUCGCCAUCGACAAUGUCUCUUCUCAGCAGAUGCACGAGGUCCGACACUCUCUCCGCAAGGAUGCUGUCGUCUUGAUGGGCAAGAACACCAUGGUUCGCCGUGCCCUCAAGACCUUCAUCAACGACACCCCCGAGUAUGAGCGUCUCCUGCCCUUCGUCCGCGGAAACGUCGGCUUCGUCUUCACCAACGGUGACCUCAAGGACAUCCGUGACAAGCUCCUGGCCAACCGAGUCGCCGCUCCCGCUCGUGCUGGUGCCGUCGCCCCCGUCGAUGUGUACAUCCCCGCCGGAAACACUGGCAUGGAACCCGGCAAGACCUCCUUCUUCCAGGCCCUCGGUGUCCCUACCAAGAUUGCCCGUGGUACCAUUGAAAUCACCACGGACCUCAAGCUCAUCGAGUCCGGCAACAAGGUCGGUCCCUCCGAGGCCACCCUGCUCAACAUGAUGAACAUCUCUCCCUUCACCUACGGUCUGGGAAUCGAGCAGGUCUACGAUCAGGGCCAGGCCUUCCCCCCCGAGAUUCUCGACAUUGGCGAGGAGCAGCUCCUCGGCACCCUGUCCAAGGCCAUCACCACCAUUGCCACCAUCUCCCUGGCCGUCAACUUCCCCACCAUGCCCUCGGUCAUGCACUCCGUCGUCAACUCCUACAAGAACGUCCUUGCUGUUGCCGUCGAGACCGACUUCAGCUGGCCUGAGAUUGAGGAGCUCAAGGACCGCAUCGCCAACCCUGAUGCCUACGCUGCUGCUGCCCCUGCCGCUGCCGCUGCUUCUGGUGGUGCUGCCGCUGCUCCUGCUGAGGAGGAGAAGAAGGAUGAGUCUGAGGAGGAGGACGAGGAGGGCUUCGGCGGUCUCUUCGACUAA
Messenger RNA from Pochonia chlamydosporia 170, 942 nucleotides. Its product is annotated as 60S acidic ribosomal protein P0. The transcript has 3 exons. The coding region runs from base 1 to 942 and encodes 313 amino acids. Gene Ontology annotation, cellular component: cytosolic large ribosomal subunit. Gene Ontology annotation, biological process: ribosomal large subunit assembly; cytoplasmic translation; ribosome biogenesis. Lineage: Eukaryota; Fungi; Ascomycota; Sordariomycetes; Hypocreales; Clavicipitaceae. Gene Ontology annotation, molecular function: large ribosomal subunit rRNA binding; structural constituent of ribosome. The record is from RefSeq and is a predicted model, not a curated record.